CAGUGACAUGUACCUUGCCAACAAAAAGGAAUUUCUGUUGCCAUGAACACAGGCUGUCAUUGAGUGGUGUUUGAACAGAAGCCCUGGAGUGUUCCGGCAAGUCUCACAGGGUUCUUUGUGGCCAAGUUGUCCUUCUGUAUUCCUGUGACUUCUCUGCCAGAGACAGUCAUAGCUGAAGAUCAUCAGCCUGUGGUGUCUAAGCCAGGGGCUUGCAGUCUACCAUAUAGCUCUCUCGUUGAAGGCUGCAUUCACUAGCUGUUGUUUAGUUCUGUACUUGUGGACUCUUCAUCCUCUAGUAGGAGAAUUCUGAUGGAAAUUGAAGAAGCUAAGCUUUCUUUUGAGACAGGGUUCACUAUAUAUAGCCCAAGUUGCCCUUGAAAUCUAUGUGUGUGACUAAGGCUAGGUCAGCCUCUUAAGUGCUGGAAUUACAGGGAUAGAACAGCUGUGCAGCCCAUAAGCCUCUGCCCUUACCCUUCUCUUCGGCAUUUUCUUCUGUCCCCUCCUUCGCUGGUGGACAGUUUUGGAGCAAAACCUGUGAUGGGGAUUCCUCUCCUAAGCUGGAGAGUGUCCAGUUUUCAUGUAAAUGGGAAUCGAGCACUGGUAGGUAACCAGUUAGGGGCCUUGGUACAUCAAAGGGCAGUAAUAACAGAAGAAUUCAAAGUGCCUGAUAAAAUGGUUGGAUUUAUUAUUGGCAGGGGAGGUGAGCAGAUUUCACGAAUUCAAGCAGAAUCUGGUUGCAAAAUUCAGAUUGCCUCAGAGAGUUCUGGGAUUCCAGAGAGGCCCUGUGUACUUACCGGAACCCCAGAAAGUAUUGAACAAGCCAAACGGCUCCUGGGGCAGAUUGUGGACCGCUGUCGGAAUGGACCUGGCUUUCACAAUGACAUAGAUGGCAACAGCACAAUUCAAGAGCUUCUCAUCCCUGCGUCUAAAGUGGGUCUGGUCAUCGGCAAAGGAGGCGAAACAAUCAAGCAGUUGCAGGAGCGAACAGGUGUGAAAAUGGUCAUGAUCCAGGAUGGCCCACUGCCCACAGGAGCAGACAAGCCUCUCCGCAUCACUGGAGAUCCAUUUAAAGUACAGCAAGCAAGAGAAAUGGUCCUAGAGAUCAUCCGAGAGAAAGACCAGGCUGACUUCCGGGGUGUGCGUGGUGAUUUCGCCUCCCGAGCAGGAGGAGGUAGUAUAGAGGUGUCUGUGCCUAGGUUUGCUGUUGGGAUAGUCAUAGGAAGAAAUGGAGAAAUGAUCAAAAAGAUCCAGAAUGAUGCAGGCGUGAGGAUCCAAUUCAAACCAGACGACGGGAUUAGUCCAGAAAGAGCAGCUCAGGUCAUGGGCCCUCCAGAUCGGUGUCAGCAUGCAGCGCACAUCAUCAAUGAGCUCAUUCUCACAGCACAGGAAAGAGAUGGCCUUGGAGGCCUGGCGGUAGCUAGAGGAAGAGGCCGUGGCCGUGGGGACUGGAGUGUGGGCACUCCUGGUGGUGUGCAGGAGAUCACGUACACAGUGCCAGCUGAUAAGUGUGGCCUUGUAAUAGGCAAAGGGGGUGAGAACAUCAAAAGCAUCAACCAGCAAUCAGGUGCCCAUGUGGAGCUUCAGCGGAACCCCCCUCCUAACACGGACCCCAACCUGCGGAUAUUUACCAUCAGGGGUGCUCCUCAGCAGAUCGAGGUGGCCAGGCAUCUCAUAGAUGAGAAAGUUGGCGGUGCCGGCCUCGGAGCCCCUGCAGCCUUUGGACAGAGCCCCUUCAGCCAGCCACCAGCUGCGCCACAUCAAAAUGCCUUUCCUCCCAGGGGCUUCCCCAACAUCGCUGCUGCUAAAGUUAACGGGAGCCCUCACAGCACCCCUGUGAGUGGCCCUCCAGCUUUUCUGACCCAGGGCUGGGGCAGCACUUACCAGGCGUGGCAGCAGCCCACACAAGUCCCAAGCCAGCAGAGCCAGCCACAGAGCAGCCAGCCCGACUACAGCAAGGUCUGGGAGGACUAUUACAAAAAGCAGAGUCAUACCACCAGUGCUGCCCCACAGGCCAGCUCCCCGCCAGACUACACGAUGGCCUGGGCAGAGUACUACAGGCAGCAGGCAGCCUUCUACGGACAGACUUUAGGGCAGGCUCAGGCCCACAGCCAGGUCUGUAGCCAGUCCCCAGCGCCGUGAUGCCACCCAGCCUUUUUUGUGCUUGCCUAGUCCCAGGGUGAGCACGCUGGCCUGUGGGGGAUCUCCUCUGUCUCCCUCUAUCCCAGCCUUGAGCUUGCUCAAGUGCUGCUCUCUAGCUCUGGGCUUUAAUAGCCCAGCUAUAAAUAAGUCCUGGACUUUCCCUGGGUCUGCAGUGAACUUCAGGGCCACUCAGUAGUUCCUGAAGGGCUGUGGCCUUUGUUUGCACAGCAGGGGGUAGUAGGUCCACACCCUCGGGGACCUAGGACCAACUUGAUUUCUUUCUUUAUGUGUGCAAAGUUGGAGGGCUCUUUCCAAUCCUCAGCCAAGAAUGAGCUUUCUAUUAAGGGGGAAGGGCCUAGUGCUCCCACAGGGCACCUUGUCAGACCUUGUUGGGACUGGUGACCCAGGAAACGCCCUCCCCAAUGUCCUGACCCUAGAACCUGGGGUCCUGAGACUCCAGCAGCAGGCAGAUGGGGCUGACCCUCUCCCCUCCCCCCACAGGAGCAGUAGAUGGGCGUCUGCGGCGGCUCUUCCCCGAAAUCAGUGUGAGAGAACCCUGUUUGUUACAGAGAUUUUUAGAUUUGCAAACCUUUCAAUGAAGAACCUUUGUUUUGUUCUGUGAAACACUAUAUUUAGAUUAACUGAAAUUUUCUAAAAAUCGGGAAAAUUAGUUACUAAACAUUGCUGAUAAUUUCUGUGUCAUGAUUUCUUUGUUACUUCAAAUGUGUAAGCUCUGGGUUCUUUUGGAGCAAAGCCUGCAAGCUCAGGUGCCCGAAUUCUCAGAGUCUGGACAUUUCAUCAAAUAAUGGGUUUGUUUUGUUUUUGUCUUUUUAUUUACAGUUUUUUGUUUGUUUGUUUCUGUUUUCUGUUGCAACAGAAAAAUGGCUUGGAAGUCUUAGGUGGUAAUGUAACAAAUUCUUUAAAAAUUUUUAAACAGUAUUUAAAUAUUCAUAAAUGUAAAUUCAUUAAGUGUUUCACCUCUAAUUUCUUGUAUCUUGGCUGUCCAGUUUUAUUGCGUUUUUUUUUUUUAAGCUGAACUAUUAUGUAUUGUAAUUAAUGAUGUGAAUUCUGAACUGAGACGGGUCCUUGUGUUGCGGGAGGGGCGUUUGUGGGUUGCGUCAUUCCUAGCAUUCUGAGGGUAAUGCAAAGACUCAUGCAGUCCGCCGUCGUGUAAGCUGCCGACCGUCUCCAUUACCUAGUGCGGUUGUGUGUCUAAGACCUCCAAGCUGGUUUUAAAAACGAAAAGCCUUUCUCUAUUCUCAGAAAUAUAAAUACUGUUAUUUUUAAUAUUAAAAAGAAAUUCAAUAUAACUUUUAACAAACACUGUGGACAUUAAACCAUAUAAAAAUGUAGUAACUAUUUUUUAAUUCCAAGGUGUUUUUUGCUUUUUUCUUUUAAAUAUUUUCUUAAUAUUUGUCAAAUUAACUAGAUAAAUAAAUAAAUCUAGUAUUAACCACAGUAUGAGUUAAAUAAUUUUGAUUUAAUAAAAGGGAUAAUAUGAUUUCCAAUGUUUACUGUAGUGUAUCUUGUACAGAUAACAUGUAUUUUUAAAGAGAAAAAAACAGAAUUGGAGCUAUUUUUUUCUUGUAUUUUGAAUUGACCCGGAGGAACAUUCCGUUUGAAAUGUACUCAAGUUACAGUCUCUGGUUCUCUUGUUUUCCUUACAAUGCUUGAAAUGUCUAACUAUUAAAAAAAGGCAGUUGGAAAUGUUAUGCAUGAUUGUUUGUUUUUUUAAGGUGUUCUUUUUAUUUGACUGACAAUUCAUUUUACACUCUAUAUAAUAAAAUUCCCACAAGGUAUCUUGUGGGCAAAGUG
Messenger RNA from Mesocricetus auratus (golden hamster), 3954 nucleotides. It is a transcript of the gene Fubp3, whose product is annotated as far upstream element binding protein 3. The coding region runs from base 538 to 2139 and encodes 533 amino acids. Gene Ontology annotation, molecular function: mRNA binding. Gene Ontology annotation, biological process: regulation of gene expression. The record is from RefSeq and is a predicted model, not a curated record. NCBI's taxonomy places the organism in Eukaryota, Metazoa, Chordata, Mammalia, Rodentia, Cricetidae. The transcript is spliced from 17 exons. Gene Ontology annotation, cellular component: nucleus; cytoplasm.